AUGACAGCUCCGAUGAAGGUAUUUGUGUUAAAACACGUUUUCGAAAAUGUUCCGAAUUUGAAAGAAGGCGCUUAUCAAUUCAGUCCGACGGAAGAACAUUUCAAUGUCCCAUGGAAAAUGUGCGUCGGUCGAAAAAAUGGAUAUCUCUCUCAUUUUUUGGAUUGUGAUCAACCUAAAACCACCGAAUGGUCGAUUACUAUUGAUUGGGAAGUCAGACUAAUCUCGAUAGGAGGAAAAAUAGAUAGAAGAAACAGCGAAUUGACGUAUGAGAGUAGUAGAAACUACACUAGUUUGGGACGGAAAGAGUUUAUCGAAUGGAAAGAUAUGGAGACGAAAUUUAUGACCGAUGGAAAUAUCACUAUUGAAAGUCAUAUUAGAAUCAAAAAAAUGACUGGAAUCGCGAAGAAGAAGUUGAGAAAUUUCGACUCGAAAAUGAAUAUAUUCUCAGAUGUCGUAUUGACUGUAGAAGAUGAGAAUUUCUAUGUCUCCAAAUUGUUCCUCGCUUCACAAUCCACUUACUUUGAAUCGCUUCUCUCGAAAAAGCAAAGGGGGUCUAAAAAGCCAGAAAUCAAACUCGAUGGUUGCAAGUCGGAAGAUUUUCAGAACUUUCUGGAAUUGAUAUACGGAGAAUCGCCGAUUGACGAUGAAACAAUCGAUGGAAUUCUUCAAUUGGCUGACAUGUAUAAUGCUGGAAUUGCACUCAAAAAGUGCGAAGAAUUUCUUAUUAGGUACUCGGUGAAGACAUUGAAAGAGAAGUUACAAAUCGCAAAACAGUACGAUAUGGAUAACUUGAAGGAUGGAGUUCUCUCGAGAAUCAAGAAUGUCGCUGGAAUUCGCUCUGUUCUCUCAUACGACGUCAGCGAAAUGGAUCCAUCGGUCGUCGCGGCUCUUCUCCAGAAAGCGUUGUCAUAUUUACCAUGA
Caenorhabditis remanei is the source of this 921-nucleotide messenger RNA. RefSeq lists its product as uncharacterized. The transcript has 5 exons. The record is from RefSeq and is a predicted model, not a curated record. Bases 1 to 921 code for a protein of 306 amino acids. Gene Ontology annotation, molecular function: protein binding. NCBI's taxonomy places the organism in Eukaryota, Metazoa, Nematoda, Chromadorea, Rhabditida, Rhabditidae.